This is a messenger RNA of Onychostruthus taczanowskii (white-rumped snowfinch), 545 nucleotides long. It is a transcript of the gene AGR3, whose product is annotated as anterior gradient 3, protein disulphide isomerase family member. The coding region runs from base 1 to 498 and encodes 165 amino acids. The record is from RefSeq and is a predicted model, not a curated record. Lineage: Eukaryota; Metazoa; Chordata; Aves; Passeriformes; Passeridae. Gene Ontology annotation, molecular function: dystroglycan binding. The transcript is spliced from 7 exons. Gene Ontology annotation, cellular component: endoplasmic reticulum.
AUGCUCCAUUCCACACUGGCCUUGUCCCUCCUGCUAAUUGCAGUCACUUCCAACCUUGCAAUGGCAAUUAAAAAGGAAAAACGAGCACCUCAGACACUGUCAAGAGGGUGGGGAGAUGAAAUUACAUGGGUACAAACUUAUGAAGAAGGGCUUUAUCAAGCAAAGAAAAGUAACAAGCCACUGAUGGUAAUACAUCAUUUGGAAGACUGUCAAUACUGCCAAGCACUGAAGAAAGCUUUCGCAGAAAAUGAAGAAAUACAGGAAAUGGCCCAAAAUAACUUCAUUAUGCUGAAUCUCAUGCAUGAAACCACAGAUAAAAACCUGUCACCUGAUGGACAAUACGUGCCUCGAAUCAUGUUUGUAGACCCAUCUCUCACGGUAAGAGCUGACAUCACAGGAAGAUACUCCAACCGGCUUUACACUUAUGAACCGCAGGACAUGAUGUUCCUAAUAGAGAACAUGAAGAAAGCACUACGCCUCAUUCAGACAGAACUGUAACCAGUAACAGUGAAAUGAUCAUAACCUCUACGAGGUGAAGCUGCACC